UCCGGUUCACUCAGUCUACGAACGUUUGCCACGAGACUUCGACCUCGCCGCAUCGCACACUCUAUCUCUCUCUCUCUAUCCACCCGUCUGUCUUUUUUCCGCUUUUCAUUUUUUCCCCGCUCGCGCGGCAGGCAGGAAGUCCAGCGGCGAAGCCGGGAAAGCCGCGCGUAUUGUAGCCGCGCAACGGGUACAACGGGACUCUCGUCGUAUCUCUCGUGCUUUCGUUACUCCGGCCCCAUAUAGUCAGUCAUCGCCGUGCAACCUCUAUUCGUCCGCUUCGACCGGCUGCGGAUCUACCUGCGGCGCAGCGAGGUUCCUGUGACUCUUGAUAGCGGUGCGAUAACCACAGAGCACCAAGAUGGCUGCAUUCGUGGCGAAGCAGAUGGUGGGGAAUAAGCUCAAUGCGGUUAAAGGAGCGGUAGGUGGCGAAGGAGGUGACGAGGAUGACAAGGAGAAGGAGGAAGAGGCCGAGAGGGAAAGGCAGGAGGCUAUUAGGGAAGCCGAGGAGAGAAGGAAGGAGAAGCACCGUAAAAUGGAAGAGGAGCGGGAGAAGAUGCGACAGGAGAUCAGAGACAAGUAUAACAUAAAGAAAAGGGAAGAGGUCCAGGAAAUGCCACAGGAAGAGCCUAAUCCUCUGAUGCGCAAGAAGAAAACGCCGGAGGAGUUGGCGGCCGAGGCCGAGGCCGAGGACGAGGACGAGUUCACCAAACUGAGAAACACGAUAGAAACGCAGGUGAACGAGCUCAAGUCUCAAAUCGAAAGUAAGUGCAGCCUCCAAUGAGUCUAUCACAUCGCGCGGUUCGCGAGAAGGGUGACGCCGUGCGUCGUCAAAAUCGCAUCCGCCCCACAUCCUUCGGUGCCCGGAACAAAGAGGAAGGGGGUAGCAGAGAUAACGACAGAGCAGCGAAAAAGAGGAACAAUACGCGUAGCCGCGAUCGUUGCCGGCGUGUCGACCAAUCGCAGUAGAUCGAUUCCAGACGCGGUCGAUUGGUCGAUCGUUGCUUAAACCGCGAACGACGAGCGCGGGAUCCGAGGGGCUCUCUCUCCCCGGAGGAUCUCGAGGCUUCGUUUUUUCCCCUCCCUUCCCCUCCUUUUUUUCCUUCCUGAAGGACUCCUCGUCGUCGUGUUUGGACGCAACCGAAAAGCGGAAACGAUCCUGUCGAGGAUUCCGUUCUGCACGAAGAUAGACAAGCGAGAAUCGAGGCUGGAGAUCCGGAGAGGUGGAAUUAUUCCCUCGCUCGCGCGCGACACGAAAGAACACGAAGGUGAAAGAUAUGUUUAAUUUGACAUUGAGAUUCUCAUGGAGUAUCCAAGACUGCUGCAAAUCUAAGCGAAUUCAAACAGAUCACCGGAGAUUGUCAAUAGAAGCUGAAACCUCAAACGCGAAUCAGCAACCGCAAACGCAACAUUGGAAUUUAAACGACGUUUAAGCGACGUGCGACGAUGUUCGGCGAGAACGAUUCGGUAGAUGCCUGCUGAAGGAGGAAACGUCGGAGUCAAGUCUCCCGAUUGUUUACGACGAGCGACUGCGUACACUUGGAUCCGGCGUCCAUAAAUUUCCCCGACUUCGUCCGGUUGGAAGUGUUCUCGGAACUCUCUUGAUCAGACGAACGCGCGUGGGAAAUUCACCCGACAGAUAUAUCCCUGAUAUUUUCCCGGCACAGCGUAACGAAGAGACGCGUAGAAAUUGACGACAUCGAAGAUAAAUGGAGACUCGGAAAUCACCGCAAAAAUCGACGCGCGGCCGAUGAUCGCCGUCCUCAAUCAAGGAUAAUGUGAGAAAUGAAUAUUGCGAAUCGAUCGAUCCACGUUUCCCAGUAGAGAGGAGAGAAAAUUGCCCACAAGCCAAUAUCGCGGAAGGAAUUAUGAAUCUAGAAACCCCCUGCUGACCUUCCAUCUGAUUCAAAAGUAAACCAUCUGACAAAAUGGAAGAGGAUCUCGAGGAGAGUGCAAGAGAAGAGAGAUGGCUCGAAGUUGAAAAAUAUUAUCGAUCGUCGAUAGUGUCCGUGGUGGAGAAAUGUACGGUGAAAGUGAUGUGAAUGAAUGAUAAAAACGAGAGAGAGAGAGAGAGAGAGAGAGAGAGAGAGAAAAAGAGAGAGAAAGAGAGAGAGAGAGAGAAAAAGAGAGAGAAAGAGAGAGAGAGAGAGAGAGAAAAAGAGAGAGAAAGAGAGAGAGAGAGAGAGAGGGAGAGAAAGAGGGAAAGAAAGAAAAAGAGAGAAAGAGAGAGAAUGCUGACUAGACCAGAGUGUGAUUUUUUUAUGUAAUUGUUGCAGUUAAAAGUGCGAAAUGACGUUGUUUUAUAGAAUAAUUAGGUGUUCUGUAGAAUGUUUAGGCGUAGUUAUAGUUUGUAACGAAUCAAUUUUAUCCGGUACGGGCGGGUGAGGUAUUCACACCGUGGAUACCGCGUUAUUUUCUAUUCGUAGUUCGUCUAGGUAUUCUACACGGUUAUGGAGAAUUUUUGGCGCGAUUUGGUGGUUCGAAAAAACAACAACAAUAACAAAAAAAAAAAAGUAACUAUUCGUUAUCGGGAACUGUAUACAUAUAUACACAUAUGUACACAUACACGUAUAUACACGACGGUGUGGGUUAAACCGCAUUACAAUCCGCAUUACAACGCGAUUUCUUUAUCUAGGUAUUUUACCGGAUACCUAGUUAUUCUAUAGCCUUUUCUCACACAGAAGCAAAAAGUCGAUAUCACCAUUGUCGUACGACCGACCUUCUCGGACGUGCUGAUUGAUUCUCAGAUAGACAGACGGGAGGGGGGAAGAAUCUCCACGGAUGCGUCCUCUCCCGCGAGUUUCUUCUUUUUUUUUUCGGAGGAUCAUCGAGAGACUUCGUGAGUCCCGUGUCCGACAAGCAAUAACGUCCAGCACGAACACAUUCGACAAACUGUCGUACAACAAGAGUAAUAUCGUCCUUAGGGUCAGAUGUACUUAUUGGCUGUCGAAUGGGAAACUUCUGAGACAGUUGGAAACUUGAGAAACGCGGACCUCAAAACUUACCUAUUAGAUAGCCAAUCAACAACUCCGACGAACUCGUCGCACGAAAACUGUAUUAGCGUUUAGACAGUCUGGAUUAACUAACGCGGUCUGGUUUAACUGUUGCCCCUUUCUACACGAUUAUCAGAUCGUCUUUAUAACGUCCUUUUUACUUAGGCGGUAAAACGUGCGCGGCCUUUGACUAUAAAAGUACUGACUGCUGGCUCUGCGCGAAAAACCACCACCCCCUUCCCCUCCCUAUUCUUCUUUCUCCCCUUUCGUGAACCCGACGCGCGUCAAGACGUGCAAUAGACAUAUCAAAGCCGGAUAGACUCGCCUCUAGUGCGUCCGAAUCUCGUAACAGUUUGAUUUUUAUAUAACUGGUGGCUCGAGUCCGGGUGCCUGACUGACUGGCCGACUGUCUAAUUGAUUGAUUGAUUGAUCCGAUCAAUACACACGACGGCGGGCAGAGGUGGGAGAGUGGUUGCACAACCCAUAGAGCGCGCGAUAUUUCCAAGGGGAAAAGGGAAACGGCAAAGGAGAAGACCGCGAAAUUCACAUCGUUACUUCCCCGACCGCGCAGCGCGAAAGCCCGCUGAAUUUCACGCUGGCUGUCGUUAUUUUAUAGUUAAUGGCCGGGUCCUUUUUGGGGAAUCGAGAAUUCAAUUACGACGCAGCGUCAUCUGGUCGCGCAGCAUACCGGCACUCCGCUGCAAACAUCGCUUGCAAAUUACCACGUGCUCGGAAACGACGUGCAGAGAGCGAAACGCGUCCGUGUUGCUCCUCUCGCUCGUCACGACGAUGAAUCUUAAUUAAUAAAUAAAUAAAUAUAUAUAUAUACAUAUACACACACGCAUAAGUAUAUAUAUAGAUAAAAUAACAUAAGAAAAGACGAAAGAAGUAAAAAAAAAGGGACGUAUGUUCUAGCGCUUAAGUUUUUAGGAACGGGUUUUUUCGAAUAUAGCGAACGUAAUAAGAGGAGUAAACGGUAGCUGAGUUAUGUAGUUGAUAGAGGUUUGUUCGACGGCUGUUUCAAUAUUACAGGCAGGGGGAGGUAGGGGGAGGGUGAUGACAAGGAGGAGGAAGUUUCUUAUUAGUCUCGUUGAUGUCAUGAUUAUUAUUAUUAUUAUUAUUAUUAUUAUCAUCAUCAACGCGCUAAUACGGUUAUUAAUUAUUCGAGAGCAAAAAGUUGACGGAAUCCGAAAGGAUGACCAUGACGCGUGAGAGAUGGUAAUUGGCAGUCCUCGCUCUGCCAUUCGUCCAUCGUCAUAAUGUGAUAAACGUAAUCUACUUCUGAUUUAAUCGUCAUCGCAAAGAGAAUGAUCCUGUUAUUUAAAUCGUAGUAGAGGAUUGUUAUUCCGUAAUUUAUACCGCGUCGAUUUAACACCUAGUCGUGUACGUUGUAUUUGUUUCAUACGCGUGACUCAAUUUCUAGGUCUUCUCUCUUAGGAUCUUCUCCGUUCGUUGCAUCAAAUGCGAAUGCAUAACAAUGGGAUAAGCUGAGCAGAGCAUUGACUGCUAGUUCAAAUCCAAUAUGUGCGACUUAAAAGCGUAUUUAUAUAAAUAUAUAUAUAUAUAUAUAUAUAUAUAUAUAUAUAUAUAUAUAUAUAUAUAAUCAUGUGAUAUAUUCUCACUUAUAUUAAACGAGAAAAUUUUUCAAUCUGACGCACCUAUCGAUUCCGUUUACUACGCGCGGGGUAUUUCGCGCGCGAUCAGUUUUCUCUGAUUUUCUCCACAGCGAUACACGUAUAUUAUAUUGCGGAAAUUAACGCGAAACUUGUUAACCUUUAACACUCGCCGUAAUUGGACUUUCCCGAUGAAAUUCUUAUUCGCGAAAGAAAAUCGGUUUUCGUAUUUUUUAGAGCGCCGUAUAAUUCCGGAAAUUCCCUGUGUGCGUUUUAGCAGCGCAUAUAUAUCCGGGAUACACUUGAGGUUCGUACGAGGCAAGUCGCAAAAACGGGAGCAGACGUAAAAGACGUGAAAGAAAAAAAAAAAUGAAAAAGAAAAAAAAUACAUUUAGUAUAUAAAACCAUUUUUGUACGGGAGACGGAGAAGUAAAAUGUAUUUUUUUAUUUUGGACGAGGUAUAAAUUCCGAUGUAGCGAUAUAGAGUUUCCUUAACCCUCAAACGGCAGGGUAAAAAAGAAGUGUUGAAUAAUGGAUUAGUAGUGCACACUCAAUUCGUGAUGGAGAAAUAAUAAAACUUAACGACACGACAAAUUCGUCUUCAUAACCGACUGAGUGGCGUGAAAGCGAACUGACGAUAAGAGAUUAUCGCGAGCAUACUUUUCUCAUUUUUCUAUACCAAGCAUCUCGAUGAACGGCAUUUUUUACGGCGAAUGUUCACCUCUUCGUUUCACAACACGUUUUGAAUUCGAAUGGAACGCGAAAUAUCUGUAUCCGAUUAUCCGAGCAGGCACGUCAGAUUCCACGAAGCUCGAACGAUUCCGGCGGGAUGCUUGGAAAUGUUGAUAACGACAGCGAGUCACUUCGACGUCACUCGAUCGGGUUAUGAUCAAACAAUCGUUAAAGAGUCGUUCUAGAAGUAUGAUUAUUAAAUCUGUCCACUUUUUUCUAUCCUUCUCUCGAAACACGGACAGCUCUCUGGCCUGUUCGUGUUUCUUCGCUGUCAAAACGUUUCUCCCUACAGACUCGAUCUCUUCCGAGCACACAGCCUCCCAGUCGUCAAAAAAAAUAAAAA
Molecule: messenger RNA, 5678 nt
Organism: Odontomachus brunneus
Lineage: Eukaryota; Metazoa; Arthropoda; Insecta; Hymenoptera; Formicidae
Gene: cpx
Product: complexin
Exons: 5
Coding region: 359-781 (140 amino acids)
Biological process (GO): synaptic vesicle exocytosis; regulation of neurotransmitter secretion; neurotransmitter transport
Cellular component (GO): SNARE complex; terminal bouton
Molecular function (GO): syntaxin binding
Source: RefSeq, a predicted model, not a curated record